UGCUUAAUCACAUUUUAUUUAACAUUUACUGGUGUAGGCUAUUUGAGUUUCAGAAGUAUGGGACGUUCCAAUAAUUUAUCUGAAAACAUCCAAGCGAGGAACUUUAAAACGGAUGAUUCCCGUUAAAAAAAAAGAAACUGGAACGUAGGACAUUCUACAGCUAUAGGGGUGUUUGUAAGGAACCUUAUUGUCUACGAAAAAAGCCUACUCCCAUGUGUCUUUCACCUGAAGGACCGCUCACUGAUAAAGUUGCCUACUGGUUUAGUGCUGAUGGCAGAAAUCGACACUCGAUCGCAGACAUUUUUUCAUGGGAUCUUCCUUUGUUUAUCCAUCUCGUGGGUGGCCCGUUGCUAUGGGUAACCUGUACUGACAGCUGAUCCUUGUCCCGUCGUUCAACUGGAAAUUAGCCCAGGUGCAAGCAGGCGCGAAGGCAUUUUAGAGCGUGACGACUCUUUCGUGGCGUUCAACUUUGUCGCCUGACGACCUGGCGUGAAUCCCCGUGGGCUAUCACUUGGAAGGGCCAAGUAUAAUAGCCGGUGAGACAGGGGUCGCGAAAGAUGCCCCGGCCAACAAUUAUUAACAGAACUUAGGUUUAGCAAAUGUUUAAUGGUUUAACUUAAAAGUGUUAUGUAACAGACUCCCAGCAGAGUCUUGGUAAAAUGAAGCCGCCGUGUGUGGGCAGGUUUGAGACGCUUCAUUAUUAAGGCUGGCUGAAGUUACACAACAAAGACUUUGCAGUAUCGCACAGUUGAAGCACACCUGCUCGCGUUUGAUGGAAAAGUAUGAGAAUUUGGGGCUUGUCGGGGAGGGCAGUUAUGGGAUGGUGCUGAAGUGCCGCAACCGCGAGACUGGGAAGAUUGUGGCUGUGAAGAAGUUUUUGGAGUGUGAGGAUGACAAAAGCGUGAAGAAAAUCGCCCUUCGCGAGAUAAAGAUGCUUAAACAACUGCGGCAUGAGAAUCUGGUCAGCCUGCUGGAAGUGUGUAAGCGGAGGCGCCGCUGGUACCUGGUGUUUGAGUUUGUGGACCGGAACCUUCUGGAUGAGCUGGAGCUCCAUCCCUCUGGGCUGGAGCAGAACCGAUGCCGGGCCUAUUUGUAUCAGAUCCUGCGGGCUCUCAAUUACUGUCACCAGCACAAUGUCCGUAUGUUUGUGUUAACUCGGAUCAUUGUCUCCACCAUCAGUGUCUCUGUGUGUGAGCAGAAGAUCAUCCACAGGGAUGUGAAGCCAGAGAAUGUUCUGGUGUCACAGCAGGGCGUGGUGAAGUUGUGUGAUUUUGGGUUUGCACGGACACUGGCUUUGCCGGGAGAGGCCUACACAGAUUAUGUGGCGACACGUUGGUACAGAGCCCCUGAACUUCUUGUGGGAGACCCCAAAUACGGCAAGGCUGUGGAUAUCUGGGCUGUGGGGUGUGUGUUUAUGGAGAUGCUGACGGGAGAGCCUCUGUUCCCUGGUGACUCUGACAUCGACCAGCUCUACCACAUCAUCCGAUGCAUCGGUAAUCUCACACCACGGCACCAGGAGAUGUUCUAUAGGAACCCACUGUUCUCUGGAGUCAGUCUUCCUGAGAACCCGCCGCACACAAAUGCUCACACACUCGAUUUACGCUUCCCCUCGCUCACACACUCUGCUGUCAACCUUACCAAGGAAUGUCUGCAGAUUGACCCCGAAAACAGACCAUGCGGUGUAGAGCUCCAACAACACGAGUAUUUCACCAAAGAUGGCUUUAAUGUCAGGUUUCAUCAGGUGCUAAGCUAUAAGGAGGACCUGAAGGAGACCACUACCUCACCCAAAGGAGUCAGAGCAACUAAACAGGAAACAGAGGAGAGGAGGGCUCCUAUCCCUAAAGACCUCACUCCUAAGACCACGCCCACGGCACCUACAAAACCCAAAGAGGAAGAGACGGAGUCCCGCCCCCUCACAAGCCAGGGCUCCGCCUCUACCUCCUCAAGACCCAUCCCUCCAAUUACCCACAACCCCCUCACUAGUGGAGUGGGGCCAGUGGCAGGAGCACUUAGAUCCUUUGACAAGACUAAGAAACACGUGAACAUCUUCAACCGAAUCUCACAGCAGUCUGUGUCCAGCCACCUAGCAGCACAGAUACCCAGUGAGAGAAGUUUGGUGUGUGAGCGGUCGGUUGGGACAGUGAUGAAGAGAAGGGACACACACACACAUCGGUCAGAUGUUCGACUCCCUGAACUCAAAAACACACUGCUGCCAGAGCUCAGAGGAACAGAGGGAAAACACAAGUCCAAUAAAGAGAAAGAUCAGAAGAAAGACACAAAGAUUCCAUCUAUAGCGCCAAUGGACCUGCACUGCAGUGCAAAUAUGUGACAGAUUAAACUGUACUCUGAAAGGUCGACGAGUUUUACCUGAGGUAGGCGGAGACAUUUUCUGGGACGAGAGAAGAGUAUGGGGACAAAACGUAUGAUGAGAGCAUGGGAGAGAACAUGGAUCAUGUGGACGUGAUUCUGAAGCGUCCCACGUUCUUCUGUUCACACUGUGAAAUGCCUCAGUCCUCUGACUUAUACAUUGAAAACCUUAUAAAGCGACAGUAAUAUGCACUAUACCUUAUAUUUCAUUGCUCAAGUCACACUUUGUGAAGCUGCUUAGAUCAGGAGAAGAUUUAGUGUUACUCAGUGUGUGGGUCUCCAGUGUGAAACCUGAUUAUUUUUUGAAGAUUGUCCAGGAGACAUUUGUAAGCACUAGACAUGUAUACAAUCCUGUUACAUGUUUUUUGUAUAUUAUGUGAAAGCGUCGAGACAGUGAUAGACUUUUACCAAGACAUUGAAAGGAAAGAUGACACAAAUGCUGAAUUUACCUGAGAUUGUUUCAUAAUUUAUUUUUGUACAAAAACAUUGUAUUAAUUGCUGUUCUCUCGAUACGUGUACUGUUUGAAUAUUUUCAUUUUGCUGCCUAUUGUGUGUAGAUUAAAAGAACAACCAAAGACCAUGUUUGUAUUUGUAAUAACAUCUAAAAGUGAUGCCUAUUGUGAAUAUAAAAUUGAGUGAGUGAGUGAGUGAGUGAGUGAGUGGAGUGAGUGGAGUGAGUGAGUGGAGUGAGCGAGCGGCAGGGCGAGCGUGCGUGCGUGUUCAGUCUACCCCCUGAGCUCCUCAGAUGAGUCGGACUCUGAUGAUUUCUGAAGGAGUUGACCCCAGGCCACUGUAUGCACAGACCGCACCAUGCCCUGAAGCCUGAUCCCACCACCGUCCUGACUCAGCACUUUCCACCAUGGCAAAACGGCAGCGCUGCCAUGACGACGGCUUGUUCCCAUGACCCUGGCCCUCUGAGCAGGUUUGUGAGCAGCGCCUCUCUGAAUGGACUGGAGGAAGAUCAACAGGGAACGCAAUUGGUUCCUUUUGGUGAGGGGUGUGGUGUGCACUUUAGGGGUGGGGUCUGGGUGAGGUUGCAGUGGCGGCUGAGUUGGUACCGGAACCACCGCGGUUGGAAGUGCUGGCGCUACCGUGACAACCCAGCAGACAGGUGGAACUGGGGCUCCAUCGAGCUCAGGUCGCUGGAACCCAUCCAACCAUGGA
Clupea harengus (Atlantic herring) is the source of this 3531-nucleotide messenger RNA. RefSeq names its product cyclin-dependent kinase-like 4. Gene Ontology annotation, biological process: protein phosphorylation. NCBI's taxonomy places the organism in Eukaryota, Metazoa, Chordata, Actinopteri, Clupeiformes, Clupeidae. Gene Ontology annotation, molecular function: protein serine/threonine kinase activity; ATP binding. Gene Ontology annotation, cellular component: nucleus. The record is from RefSeq and is a predicted model, not a curated record.